AUGAAUGUGUUAGCACUGGAGACAGAUGCCGGACAUCGUCUUCUCGCACAAUACUGCAGGAUCCAGAGUAGCGGGAAUCUCGAACAAUCCAUAGAGCACUUUGAACGAGCCUUGGAUCUGUGCCCCAUGGAUCAUCCCUACCACCCCGCAGCGCUGUUCAAUCUGGCCACGGCAAAGUUUGUUAGUUGCCAAGCUGACGGAAGAUACCUCGACCUCGACAUCCCCAUCUCUCUUUUUCAACGGGCCCUCGACUUGUGUGCAACUGAUCAUCCGGACCGAGGUGUCAGCCAGCUCCAUCUUGCCAUCGCAUUGCUCUCGCGGUUCGCGAAACGGGGAUUUGAAGCGGAUGCUGAUGCAGCUGAAGAGUUGCUGAGCGAAGUUCUCAAAGCCUGCCAGGCCAACAGCCACAUUUACAGAGCAGCUUUGAUCACAAUGGAAAUUCGGACUCUGCAUUCUGCUGGAAGGAUUAAGGGAAAUGAUCUUGAACAGGAGCAGCCCACCACAUCGAUGUUUCCGUUAUCGCCGAAUCAACUGGCUGAUCAAACAAAGUGGUGUUUGCAGAGAGAUGAACCCGGUGCCUUAGAUGAAGUGAUAUCCCUUCAUUAUGAUGCACUGAGAUACUACAACACCGGGCAUGCCUGCCGAGGGCAAUUGCUAGACGAUCUGGCUGGAAUGCUGGAAACUCGCUUCGAGCCGCUGGGUUUGCACCCGUCAUUAAACAACCUCGCUAGCAAGGAUGAAGACUUGGAUCAGGCUAUCACACUUGACAGGGAAGUGUUGGCUUUACGCCCGGUAGGUCACGCAGAUCGGUCUGCGUCAUUAAGCGACCUCGCGGCUCUCCUCUCCUACUGCUUUGACCACCGAGGGAACGACGAAGACUUAGAUGAGGCUAUCACAUUUCACAGGGAGGCGUUGGAUCGGUCUGCGUCAUUAAGCGACCUCGCCGACCGAGGGAACUACGAAGACUUGGAUGAGGCUAUCACACUUCAGAGGGAAGCGCUGGCCUUACGCCUGGUUGGUCACGCAGAUUGGUUUUUGUCAUUAAACAACCUCGCAAAUCGACUCUCCUCCCGCUUCGAGCACCAAGGCAACGACGAAGACUUGGAGCAGGCCAUCGCACUUCAGAGGGAAGCGCUGGCUUUACGCCCAGUCGGUCACACAGAUCGGUCUGCGUCAUUAAGCGACCUUUCAGUUGAACUCUCCUCCCGCUUUGACCACCGAGGCAAUGACAAAGACUUGGAUGAGGCUAUCACACUUCAAACGGAAGCGCUGACUUUGUGCCCGGUCGGUCAUAUAGAUCGGUCCAUGUCAUUAUACUACCUCGCACAUCAACUCUCGUCUCGCUUUGAGCACCAAGGCAACGAUGAAGACUUGAAUCAGGCUAUCACACUUCUCAGGGACGCGCUGGUUUUGCGCCCGGUCGGUCACACAGAGCGGUCCAAGUCAUUAGAUGACCUCGCCAACCACCUCUCCUCCCGCUUCGAGCACCGAGGCAACAACGAAGACUUGGAUCAAGCUAUCGCACUUAACAGGGAAGCGCUGACUUUACUCUCGGUCGAUCACACAGAUCGGUCCAUGUCAUUAAACAACCUUGCGAGUGGACUCUUCUCCCGCUUUGUGCAUCGAGGCAGGGACGAAGACUUGGAUGAGGCUAUUGCACUUAACAGGGAAGCACUGGCUUUGCGCCCGACCGGGCACACAGAUCGGUCUAUAUCAUUAAACAACCUCGCGGUUGAACUCUCGUCUCGCUUUGAGCACCGAGGCAAUGACAAAGAUUUGGAUCAGGCUAUCGGACUUCUCAGGGAAGCGCUGGCUUUGCGCCCAGUCGGUCACACAGGUCGGUCCAUGUCAUUAGAUGAACUCGCCAAUCAAGUCUCCUCCCGCUUUGAGCACCGAGGUAGCAACGAAGACUUGGAUGAAGCUAUCGCACUUCACAGGGAAGCACUGGCUUUGCGCCCAAUCAGUCACACAGAUCGGUCCAUGUCAUUAAACAACCUCGCGAAUGACCUCUCCUCCCGCUUUGCACACCGAGGCAAGGACGAAGACUUGGAUGAGGCUAUUACACUUGACAGGGAAGCGCUGGCUUUGGUCCCAGUCGGUCACACAGAUCGGUCUAAAUCAUUAAGCAAUCUCGCAAUUCAACUCUCCUUCCGCUUUGAGCACCGAAACAAGGACGAAGACUUGGAUGAGGCUAUCACACUUAAUAGGGAAGCCCUAGAUUUGCGCCCGAUCGGUCACAUAGGUCGGUCCAAGUCAUUAAACAACCUCGCCACUCAACUUUUCACCCGCUUUGAGCACCAAUCGAAUAGAGAAGACCUCGAGGAGUCACGAGAGAACCUGCGCUUCGAAAAUACAGACAGUCUCAAUGUUGCCAUGCAUCAUCUCAAGGCAGCAGCAAAUGUUGUCUCUGCAGGCUUGCUACCCCGCCUGCGGGCGAGUCUGCAUUGGGCGCGCCAUGCUAGUGAAUAUUCACAUGGCACUCAACUGGAGGCAUAUACGAUGUCUAUGCAACUACUGGACGCUUACAUGUCUGUGACGGCCUCAGUGUUGUCUCGUCAUAAAGCCAUGAAGGAAUUCCCAAGGACACUUGCUGUCGACGCUGCAUCGUGUGCCCUUCGCAGUGGCGAUGUGCCUCGCGCUGUUGAGCUGCUGGAGCAAGGCAGAACUAUCAUCUGGACCCAGAUGGCACGCCUCCGGACGCCUCUUGAUAGCCUCCAGACUCACGGCGAUCAUGCAGUGAUUCUGAUGAAAAGAUUCAGAGACCUCAGCUCCCUCCUGGAUAAAACUCCUGCAGAUCAUUCAGAAGACACCCCUAGAGUUGACGUAGAAGCAGACGAAAUCCGGUACAGACGUCUAGUGGAGGACUGGAAUGGAACUGUAGAAGAGAUCCGGAAGAUCGAGGGCUUCUCCCGCUUCCUCCUUCCCCCCUUGUUUUCCGAUCUUCAAGACGCAGGUCGUGAUGGGCCCAUCAUCAUGCUCAUCGCGAGCGAAUCGUCUUGCGAUGCUAUCAUUGUCCCUCAUGAGCAACCUCCCACCAGCAUUCAACUCCCUACCAAUUUUCAGAAACUCGCCGAAUUGGAGAUCGCAUUCCGAGAGGCAGUUCCCAAGGACGCCGGUCCUAAAGGGAACCAACGAGCGCUGAUGGUAGCUUUGAGAAAGCUGUGGGACGUCGUCGUCCGCCCGGUGGUCGAAAAUCUUGGUGCAAUUGCGCGGCGAGGUUCUCGCAUAUGGUGGUGCCCCACGUCUGUCUUUAAUUUCUUGCCAUUGCACGCUGCUGGCGAAUAUAGGAAAGAUGGAGAGUCACUUUCACGGCACUACAUCUCCUCAUACACUCCAUCGCUCACCGCGCUGAUCAAGGCUCGCGCAAAUCAUGACAAGUCCUUGUCGGUGCCCUUUGUCGCCAUUGGUCAGAAUCACCCAGCCGGUGUCUUAUUCACUUUGGAUGCUGUAGAACCUGAGCUGGAAUUGGUGCGGACACUCUUACCCCCUCCCCCGACCCCGCUUUCGCUCCUCGAUAUCGCUCAAAUGGAUCUUUCUCGGCAUCAAUUUGCAUUUCUUUCUGCCUGUGAAACCGCAGUUGGUGUCCCUGCAACGCCGGACGAAGUGAUACACCUGGCGGCUGGCUUGCAAUUUGCCGGGGUCAAGAGCGUUGUUGGGACGUUAUGGAAGGUCGAUGAUCCCACUGUGCAGCGUUUAGUCAAGGCGUUUUACACAAACUUGUGCGGGGAUGGCACGAUGAAUUCCAAACGAGCUGCGCGAGCGCUGCACCGAGCGGUGCAGUUGUUGGCCAGUGAUCGGGACAUUCCCUUGGCCCAGCGCAUAGUGUUCGUGCAUAUUGGCAUAUGAUCGAUUCCGUACGUCCUCCCACCUUGUUGAUC
Suillus plorans is the source of this 3878-nucleotide messenger RNA. RefSeq lists its product as uncharacterized. The record is from RefSeq and is a predicted model, not a curated record. NCBI's taxonomy places the organism in Eukaryota, Fungi, Basidiomycota, Agaricomycetes, Boletales, Suillaceae. Gene Ontology annotation, molecular function: protein binding. The transcript is spliced from 8 exons. Bases 1 to 3846 code for a protein of 1281 amino acids.